AUGGAAGGCAUCCAGCAAGAAGGCAACUGCACUAUGGAAGGCAUCCAGCAAGAAGGUAACUGCAGUAUGGAAGGCAUCCAGCAAGAAGGCAACUGCAAAAAGGUUCAUUGGGAACUAAAAGCAGCAAUAACUCUAGCCAACCCAUCCUUCAUCAGGAAUAACAAGCUGCCGGACGUGACUCUUCAGUCUAUCUUCACCGACUUCCUCACUAGAGAAACAUUCUCACCACACAGCCCGACCGUGGGCGGAGGGACAGCAGGCAGCGUUGUGGCAUCUCGUCUGUCAGAGGUGAGACAGUGGAAAGUGCUACUGCUUGAGGCUGGAGGUCCUCCUCCACCUGAGAGCCACGUUCCUGCCUUUUCCCUCACUUUCUACCUCCCCGGUAGCUACACUUGGCCUUACUACAUCACUCCGCAGAAACACUCGCACAAGAGCUACGUAGGGAGGAGUGAGAGGUUGCUGCAAGGUCGAAUGCUGGGAGGGUCGUCAUCAGUGGGGGGUCUACUGUACAUGCGAGGCAGCAGGAACGACUAUGACCAGUGGGCAGUCCUAGGGAACCCUGGCUGGGACUACCUUUCAGUCUUACCCUACUUCAGGAAGUCUGAAAACUAUCAGGGAGAGGAGAAGGGCUACAGUGAACUGUACCACGGCCGAGAAGGACCCAUGGCUGUGACUCCGACAAGGAAGCUGUCAAGGAUGACCAAGGCUUUCCUGCAAGCUGGCCAAGAACUUGGCUACAAAAUCAUCGAUCCCAAUGGGCAUGAGCAAAUUGGUUUUGCACCGGCGGAUUAUACAGUUUUUAAUGGCAUCAGAGGGUCCACAGCAGAAAACUUCCUACGUCCGGCAGCGUCGCGGCCUAACCUUCACAUAGUUCACAGCGCCACAGUGCACAAGAUAGUGAUGAACAAGAAGAGAGCAGUUGGUGUACAGUUCAUACAUCGUGGGAAGCUGAAGAAGGCGUGGGCGGUACGGGAAGUGGUUGUGUCUGCCGGAGCUCUCUCCUCCCCCAAGAUCCUUAUGCUGUCUGGUUUGGGUCCUGCACAACACCUGCAGGAACAUGGGGUGCCGGUUGUGCUGGAUCUGCCAGGCGUAGGCACGAACUUGCAGGAUCACUUCAACAUUCAAGGACUCACAUGGACCGUACCUCAGGGAGUCCUCAACCCACCCAACAACCUGGUUGCCCUCCAUCAGUAUCUCAACAACAGGACAGGACCUUUCUCGGAGCCACUAGGGGAGAAGACCAGCGCCUGGGUGACCGUCACUCCUGAGGGUGUGACGCAGGAAGACCCCAACUGGCCCAAUGUUCAGUGCCAUAUCCUUACACCGCCGAUAUCAUUCGACUUGGGGUUCCUUACCCCAGAGUUGACCAGUCUGGAAUAUAAUAGCUACGUGGAAUACUUCAGACCUGUGUUUGGCAAAGAAGGUUUCACUAUGGCAUGCCAUAUUAUGAGACCGAAAAGUCGAGGCACUGUUACUCUCAGGUCCAAUGACCCUCAGCGACCUCCACUCAUUGACCCGAAUUAUCUGAGUCACCCUGAUGACUUGGCCACCCUUGUCAGUGCUGUGCGAUUUCUACUGAAAGUGGGCAACACAACAGCCUUGGCACGCGGUCUUAGUGCUGAGUUCCACGACAAGCCUCUGCCAGGCUGUGAGACGGAGACAUACGACAGUGACGCCUACUGGGCCUGCUACGUGAGCCAUCUGGCCGCCAGCUACCUACAUCCAGCUGGCACCUGCAAGAUGGGUCCUCCUACUGAUCCCUUCAGCGUGCUCGACCAUCAGCUCAAGGUACGUGGUGUUGGAGGUCUCCGUGUGGUGGACGCGUCCGUGAUGCCCGUCCUGGUCUCAGGCAACACCAUCGCUCCAGUUAUCAUGAUUGCUGAGAAGGCAGCAGACAUGAUCAAGAACGACUGGCGAGCUGUCUGACCAUGAAUGUAAUUUAAUCACUCCGAUGGAGAUUCCAAGCGCUUGUGUGAACUCUUAAGUGACGUUCUCAAGCAAUGUGAGAGAGUACGAACGACCUAGGAAACUGUAUUGGUGAAUAAGGUUAGAACUUAGCUUUUCGAAUUCAAGAGGUGUCAGUAAAGGGAUAUAUCGCAUCUUCACCACCAGCAAAGAAUAUUGUAAACUCACGGUGUACACCUCCCUGUGUAUAUACCGAUAUACACCUCCCUGUGUAUAUACCGAUAUACACCUCCCAGUGUAUAUACUGAUAUACACCUCCCUGUGUAUAUACUGAUACACUUCACGGUGUAUUUAUCGGAUAUGUAUUAUCCUAAGUGGUUAAAUUGCAUAAAGAUAUCGCUCGCCGUUUCUCAUCCUGUUGUUUAAUAAUGUGUAUAA
This is a messenger RNA of Cherax quadricarinatus, 2343 nucleotides long. The record is from RefSeq and is a predicted model, not a curated record. Lineage: Eukaryota; Metazoa; Arthropoda; Malacostraca; Decapoda; Parastacidae.